Messenger RNA from Erythranthe guttata (spotted monkey flower), 2027 nucleotides. Its product is annotated as pectinesterase. Lineage: Eukaryota; Viridiplantae; Streptophyta; Magnoliopsida; Lamiales; Phrymaceae. Gene Ontology annotation, molecular function: pectinesterase activity; enzyme inhibitor activity. The record is from RefSeq and is a predicted model, not a curated record. Gene Ontology annotation, biological process: cell wall modification.
UACCUUUCUCUUCGUCUGAACAAAUGCAUCACAUCCUUUAACACAGAGUUCAAAGGGAGAGAGGGCCCUCCUUAAUUAGAGCUCUGUUAAUAAAUUAAUUAAUCACUGAAGAAAUAAAAUAUUAAUAAUAACAAAUAAAAAAAAUGGGUGACUCCGACGGUAAUAAGAAGAAGAUUAUCGUCGGCGGGAUGGCCUCAGUCCUUCUCGUGGCCAUGGUUGUUUGCGUCACCAUCGGCGUUUCCGGCAGAAACAGCGGCGGCGACGCCGCUGCAUCCAACAGCGGUGGAGGCGGCGUUAGCACCAGCACCAAGGCGGUUCAGGCGAUUUGCUCUCCGACGGAUUACAAGGAGACCUGCGAGAGCAGUCUCGCCGGCGCCAACACCACCGACCCUAAGGAGCUGAUUAGGUUGGCUUUCAACGCCGCCGUCAAUAACAUCGGCGACGCCAUAAAAAACUCCACACUCUUCAAAGACGCCGCCGCAGAUAGCAGCACCAAAGACGCGUUUGAUAUCUGCGACGACGUGCUCGGUUCCGCCAUCGACGAUCUGAAAAGAGCCGGCGACAAAGUCGGUGAAUUCGACGCCACCAAGGUGGACGAAUACGUGGAGGAUCUGAAGGUGUGGCUGAGCGCCGUCAUCACUUACCAGGAAACAUGCAUCGAUGCCUUCGAGAACACCACCGGCGACACCGCCGAGAAGAUGAAGAAUCUGUUGAAAACUGCCAGAGAAUUGUCCAGCAAUGGUCUCGCUAUGGUUUCCGAUGUUUCAUCCAUUAUUGGCCAGUUGCAGCUCGGAAACCUAGGCGGCAGCACCAGCCGGAGGCUGCUCUCCAAGGAAGAAAGAGUUUUGUACGGCGGCGAUCCCACCGACUACGCCCCCGGAGAGGACCCCUACUGGAUAAAAUCCCCUCAUUCCAGAAGACUACUUUCCGCCGCCGCCGCGCCGUUGAAGCCAAACGCCGUCGUUGCACUGGACGGAUCCGGCCAAUUCAAGACAAUCAAAGACGCAAUCAACACCAUCCCAAAGAAGAACACCCAGCCAUUCGUCAUCUUCAUUAAGGCUGGUCUGUAUAAGGAGCAUGUCGAAAUCCCGAAGAAGGUGAACGGAGUUGUGAUGAUCGGAGAAGGACCUUUGAAGACCAGAAUCACCGGCAGCAAAAGCUACGCCGGCGGUGUCAAGACUUUCCAUACCGCCACAGUCGCCGUCAACGGUGAAGACUUCAUGGCCAAAGACAUCGGAUUCGAGAACACCGCCGGAGCAGAGGGGCACCAGGCGGUGGCACUCCGCGUCUCCGGCGACAGAGCCAUAUUCCUGAACGUGGCAAUCGACGGGUACCAAGACACACUGUACGCGCACAACUACCGACAGUACUACAGAGACUCCACCAUCUCCGGCACAAUCGACUUCAUCUUCGGAGACUCACUCGCCUACUUCCAGAACUGCAAGUUCAUCGUCAGAAAGCCAAUGGAAAACCAGGCAUGCAUGGUCACAGCACAGGGGCGCGUGGACCCACGCAGCGUCGGAGCAAUCGUCAUCCAGAACGGUGACAUCACCGCCGAGCCAGCUUUCCUGGCGACAACACCGCCGAUCGAUGCAUACCUAGGCCGGCCAUGGAAGGAGCUCUCAAGAACAAUCAUCAUGCAGACAAAUAUCGGCGGAUUCAUUGCACCAGAGGGAUGGUCGCCAUGGAUGGGUAACUUUGCAUUGGAUACAUGUUACUAUGGGGAGUACCAGAACCGUGGAGCCGGGUCGGGUCUAGCGAAACGGGUCACGUGGAAGGGUAUCAAGAAAAUAACACCUGAGAUUGCUCUGAGCUGGACAGCUGGACUUGCCUUCAAAGGUGAUGACUGGAUCAAGAGCUCCGGUGUUCCGUAUAAUCCUUCCUUCAUGCAACCUUUAUAAUUAAUUAAUUUUUUUAUUUUUUAUUUUUAUAUAUACAUUUAAUGGUUAAUUCCAUUUGUUGUAAUGUAAUCAUGAUAUAAGAAUUCUUCAGUGAGUAUAUAUAUAUUUUUUGUUUAUGAUAUUAAG